Messenger RNA from Acanthosepion pharaonis, 1029 nucleotides. NCBI's taxonomy places the organism in Eukaryota, Metazoa, Mollusca, Cephalopoda, Sepiida, Sepiidae. The record is from the annotation of a GenBank genome assembly.
AUGAUGCAAUCUCCUUGGAUAGAAAAUGGUAUUAAACGUUUUAUUUCUACUUUAAAAUCUAUCUAUCUAUCUAUCUAUCUAUCUAUCUAUCUAUCUAUCUAUCUAUCUAUCUAUCUAUCUUUAAAUCAAAUCAAAAUCUAUCUAUCUAUUUUUAAAUCAAAUUCAGUUAUUAGACCGUUAUCUAUCUAUCUAUCUAUCUAUCUAUCUAUCUAUCUAUCUAUCUAUCUAUCUAUGCCUUUUCAUAAUUUAUCUAAAUUGGGCACAAGAGUCUUCCUGCUGAUGCUAAAAAUGGAUAUCUAUCUAUCUAUCUAUCUAUCUAUCUAUCUACUGCCUGAUGAUCCCACAAAGGUAGAAAUCACGGUAGUAGAAAGUUCAUCUAUCUAUCUAUCUAUCUAUCUAUCUAUCUAUCUAUCCGUACCGGACUUCUUUCUUUCUAUUAAUCUGUCACAGACCUUUUUCUUUCUUUCUUUCUUUCUUUCUUUCUUUCUUUCUUUCUUUCUUUCUCUAUCUAUCUAUCUAUCUAUCUAUCUAUCUAUCUAUCUAUCUAUCUAUCAGUCCCAGGAUUCUUUCUUUCUAUCAAUCUGUCACAGACCUUUUUCUAUCUAUCUAUCUAUCUAUCUAUCUAUCUAUCUAUCUCUCUAUCUAUCUAUCUAUCAGUCCCAGGAUUCUUUCUUUUUAUCAAUCUGUCACAGACCUUUUUCUAUCUAUCUAUCUAUCUAUCUAUCUAUCUAUCUAUCUAUCUAUCAGUCCCAGGAUUCUUUCUUUCUAUCAAUCUGUCACAGACCUUUUUCUAUCUAUCUAUCUAUCUAUCUAUCUAUCUAUCUAUCUAUCUAUCAGUCCCAGGAUUCUUUCUUUCUAUCAAUCUGUCACAGACCUUUUUCUAUCUAUCUAUCUAUCUAUCUAUCUAUCUAUCUAUCUAUCAGUCCCAGGAUUCUUUCUUUCUAUCAAUCUGUCACAGACCUUUUUCUAUCUAUCUAUCUAUCUAUCUAUCUAUCUAUCUAUCUAUCUAUCUAUCUGUCCAAUCUUUGA